AUGGAGCGGUUUAGUCGAAUGUUACAGGCUGCCCAGAGCAUGGGUAUGAGUAAUGCUCCCCAAGGGGACACCCCCAACCUUAUUGAUAACUCCGAAACUGUUCACAUAUCAUCUUUGGCUCUUCUGAAGAUGUUACGACACGGCCGUGCGGGUGUACCCAUGGAAGUAAUGGGUUUGAUGUUGGGAGAGUUCGUGGAUGAAUAUACAGUCAGAGUUGUGGAUGUAUUCGCUAUGCCUCAGAGCGGUACUGGUGUCAGCGUCGAAGCUGUUGACCCCGUAUUUCAGACAAAGAUGAUGGAGAUGCUUCUACAGACAGGAAGACCGGAAGCGGUUGUGGGAUGGUAUCACUCCCAUCCGGGCUUUGGGUGUUGGCUCUCCUCUGUCGAUAUUAACACCCAACAAUCUUUCGAGCAGCUCACCCCUCGCGCCGUUGCUGUUGUCGUUGAUCCCAUACAAUCCGUAAAAGGAAAAGUUGUUAUCGACGCUUUCCGAUUAAUAUCUCCCCAAACUCUUGUCAUGGGCCAGGAGCCACGUCAGACCACCUCUAACCUUGGACACCUCAACAAACCAUCAAUCCAAGCUUUGAUCCACGGCUUGAACCGUCAUUACUACAGCAUGGCUAUUAACUACCGGAAGACAGGGCUAGAGGAGAAUAUGCUUAUGAACCUCCAUAAGCACGUAUGGACCGAAGCUCUUCAGAUGAACGACUUUAGACAGGAGCACAAGGAGAAUGUGGAGCGGCUGCAGAAGCUUGUUGGACUUGCUGAAGGAUACGAGAAGAGAGUUAAGGAGGAGUCGGAGCUCACGCCGGAGCAACUCAAGACACGCUAUGUUGGAAAACUUGACCCCAAGAAACAUAUCGAGGAUGUUGGCCAGCAGCUUAUAGAAGACAACAUUGUCGCCGUGUCUCGACAAAUGAUUGAUAAGGAAGCGUCUCUAGCCCGAGCUAGCAGAUCCAAGGCACGUCAGCAAGAUAUGAUGGAGACUGAUGAGGAAAUAUAA
This is a messenger RNA of Microsporum canis CBS 113480, 1002 nucleotides long. RefSeq names its product multidrug resistance protein. The record is from RefSeq and is a predicted model, not a curated record. Gene Ontology annotation, biological process: protein deubiquitination; proteasome-mediated ubiquitin-dependent protein catabolic process. Gene Ontology annotation, cellular component: proteasome regulatory particle, lid subcomplex. The transcript is spliced from 4 exons. NCBI's taxonomy places the organism in Eukaryota, Fungi, Ascomycota, Eurotiomycetes, Onygenales, Arthrodermataceae. Gene Ontology annotation, molecular function: protein binding; metallopeptidase activity; proteasome binding. Bases 1 to 1002 code for a protein of 333 amino acids.